UACGCGUGCAGCCAGGCACGAGCAAAAAGAAGGACGAAGAGCCAGCUCGAGCUCAGCGGUCGGCAAGGGGAGGGGGCCGCGAUGGAUCUAGACGAAGGCCAGGAUGUGCCCAUGACCGAGGCGGCCCUGGAGCCCCCGUCGCUACCUUCGCCCAGGAAGGGGUCGGACCUGCAGGCUCGGCACACGGGCCCGCUGGUGUGGCUGGCGCUGUUCGUGAUGUGCCUGAUGUCGCGCACCUUCAGCCGGCUCGUGCUGCUGGCGGUGGGCGCCCUGCACCCGGCCUACCUGUCGUGCAAGGCGGUGCGCGCGCGCAGCCCGCGCGACUACGUGCGCUGGAUGAUGUACUGGGUGGUGUUCGCCGCCUUCCUGUGCGUCGAGCCGCUGGCCGACCUGGUGUUCGGCUGCUGCCUGCCGCUCUACGCCGAGCUCAAGAUCGCGCUCGUCUUCUGGCUCCAGUCGGGCACCAUGCGCGGCGCCAGCCUCGUGUUCCGCAAGCUGGUGCUGCCCGAGUUUGCCCGGCGCGAGGACAGCAUCGACUCCCACCUGGGACAGCUGCACACGAAGGCGUCGCAGGUGGGCGCGACAACCAUUCGCUACGUGACCCAGGCGGUGAUGCAGACAGUGUUCAGCCACAUCCGCGACAACUACAGCGCGGCCGACCUCCUGUCGUCCGAGCUGAAGCUUAACCUGUUCGACCCGAUCGAGGGUUCGUCGUCCCUCGAGGACCCCUCGGAGAUGGCACUCGGAGACCAGGGCGGUCGCCGCAAGGCGCACCGGCGUGGCGAGGACGAGGCCAAGAAGCGCAAGAUCAAUGCCAUCUAGUGGCCGGUCCAGGGACGUGCGGACAGGAUCUCGAUGCAGCGCUCGUGGUGUGCGACGCUUUCCCUCCCUCCCUCGGGUAGCAAAAUUAAAGUGACAGAAUGUACCCCAAGAGCUAACAGGAAGCAGUUCUCUAGAAA
Messenger RNA from Dermacentor andersoni, 959 nucleotides. RefSeq lists its product as uncharacterized. Gene Ontology annotation, biological process: endoplasmic reticulum tubular network organization. Gene Ontology annotation, molecular function: microtubule binding. NCBI's taxonomy places the organism in Eukaryota, Metazoa, Arthropoda, Arachnida, Ixodida, Ixodidae. The record is from RefSeq and is a predicted model, not a curated record. Gene Ontology annotation, cellular component: endoplasmic reticulum tubular network; cytoplasmic microtubule; endoplasmic reticulum membrane.